This is a messenger RNA of Cavia porcellus (domestic guinea pig), 2486 nucleotides long. RefSeq names its product solute carrier family 38 member 5 (gene Slc38a5). NCBI's taxonomy places the organism in Eukaryota, Metazoa, Chordata, Mammalia, Rodentia, Caviidae. Gene Ontology annotation, cellular component: plasma membrane. Gene Ontology annotation, biological process: glycine transport; serine transport; L-glutamine transport. Gene Ontology annotation, molecular function: L-glutamine transmembrane transporter activity; glycine transmembrane transporter activity. The record is from RefSeq and is a predicted model, not a curated record.
GUCGAUGUCCGCUCCCGGCCGGCAGGAAGGACACACGACAAAGUCUGAAUGGAAAUACAAGAUCCAAAAAUGAACAGAGCCCUCCCUGCAGGUGCUGAGGACUACAGGCAGGAAUGCAAGGGCUUCCUGCCCAGCCAUGGUCCAGCUCCUGGGAAGCCUGUCCGGGUCAUAGAUGGGAAGACAUCCUUUGGAAUGCCGGUGUUCAACCUCGGCAAUGCCAUCAUGGGCAGUGGCAUCCUGGGGCUGGCAAAUGCCAUGACCCACACAGGAGUCCUCUUCUUCUUGUCCUUGCUGCUGUGCACUGCACUGCUGUCUUCUGCAUACAUCCACCUCCUGCUGACCUGCACUGGUGUAGGCAUCUGACCCUAUGAGCAGCUGGGACAGAGGGCAUUCAGGCCUAUGGGGAAGCCGGUGGUAGUGGCCACUGUCAUCUGUCUGUACAGUGUUGGGGCCAUGUUCAGUUACCCGUUCAUCAUCAGAUCUGAACUUCCUCCGGUUAUCGGCACCUGCAAAGAACCCAAGAGGGACUGGGUUUUGAAAGGAGACCACCUGAUCAUAAUUGUCAGUGUGUUAAUCAUCCGGCCCCUGGCUCUCAUGAAACACUUAGGUAACUGUGCUAUUUGGUAUACCAACAGCCUCUCUCUGAUCUGAAUGCUGUUUUUCCUCAUUUCAGUAUGUAUUAGGAAGUUCCAGAUUUUCUGUGGUCUAAACUGCAAUGAGACUGUAUCCUCAGACCUCCCCAGCCUCGGGCUCAACAACACCUUUGAGGCCCAAAUGUUCACAGUUGACUCACAGAUGACCUACACAGUACCCAUUAUGGCUUAUACCUUUAUCUGUCACCCUGAGGUGUUGCCCUACUACAUAGAACUCCUCAGGCCUUCCCAGUGCAGGAUGCAGGCCUUGGCCAGUGUUUAUACUGGGGCCAUAUUCUGCAUGUAUGGGCUCACAGCAACUUUUAGAUACAUCACCUACAGUGAGUGUGGCUGGGGCUGUGGGGGCAGGGAGGCUGUGAUGGGAGCCUCUGGGAUUUUCCCCUGGUCAUCUGGAAUCUGCCUGUUUGUAAAAGGAGGGUACUUCACAUGCAUAGAUUUUUGUCACUUCAGAUGUGGGUGUGGAUUUCUGAGCCACUGGCUCUGGUUUUCUUGUCACCUUCUGCAUUCUGUGUCCUCUGUCGCAUGGCCCAGGCAGCAUGAGGAGAUGCUGUACAUGUAUAGCCAGAAAGACCUGCUUAUCCUCCAUGUGCACCUUGUGGUGCUACUUGUGGUGACACUCACUGUGCCUGUUGUGCUAUUCCCUAUUUGCUGGGCCACGCACCAACUGCUCUUCCCCAGCAAGGCCUUCAGCUGGCCACAGCAUGUGGUCAUAGCCCUGUGCCUGCUGGUGUUGGUCAAUGUCCUUGUCAUCUAUGUGCAGAACAUCCAGGAUAUCUUUGGGGUUAUUGGGUCCACCUCUGACUCCUGCCUCAUCUAUAUCAUUCCAGGCAUCUUCUACCUCUGCAUUGUACCCUCUGAGGCAGAGGCCCUCUGCUCAUGGCCUAAGAUCCAGGCCCUGUGUUUUAGCAUCCUGGGGGUCCUCUUCAUGGCCAUUAGUCUGGGCUUUAUGUUUGCCACCUGGGCCACAGGAUAGAGCCACAUGGCUGAACACUGACCUGGUCUUUGGGCCCCAUGCGCAUGUGUGUACAUAUGUGGAGGGACUUGGGGCCACUCUCCAGGGUCCCUCCAGCACGGAGUGUGGACGUGGUUGGCCCCCAAGGUAUGGCUGUCAAAGUGGGGUGCAGCAGAAGCUGAAGAAUGGCAUGAUUUCCUCCUCCCCAGGGAUGCUGAGCUUGGAUCAGAGUCCUAUUCCCUAGUCCAUGGGAGGAGGGGGAGGUGAGGUCAGGUCCUUGGGGGUCCCUGCCCAGCCCAGUCCUGUCUGCCACCUGUUGGCUGAGGCCAUUUGUUGGGAUGACUCUUGUGCUGAAGGGAAAGAAUAAAGAUGUAGAAUCAUAACUCUGGCUUCUGAUAUUUUAUUAUUUUUUGUUUCUUUUUUAUUAGUAUACAUUUAUAGUAUAUAAUGAUUAUAUUCAGCUUUGGGAGUCACUAUAUGUACAUGACAUAUCUUAACAAUUCUUUUUUUAUCAUCUCCUAUAUUUUUGUACAUGUGGGUAAUAUGUAAUGAUCAUGUUCCUCACAGGGACUUGUUACAUGUAUGUGACACAUCAUAUUUCCCUUAUUUUUAAUCUCAUUUUCUUCCCCUUCCUCUUUCCUCUCUCUGUCUCUUGGUUCCCCUUCCAUAUGCUAAAUAUCCAUCUGUUAUCUGUCUUUUAUUGUGCUCUUUUUUAUAGUUUGUAGGUUUCUCAUGUAAGAGAAACCAUGUGAUAUAUAAGUUUAUCAUCUGAUUUAUUUCACUUAACAUUGGUCUCAAAGAUGCAUUUGUUUUCCUAUAAAAGACUCAAGUUUAUCCUUUAUAACAAAAUAGUAUUCCAUUGUGCAUAAAUAAAUUUUCUU